ACAAAGAUAACCGGAACACACGUAAACAUCGCGUUUCUCCCCGGACCACUUAAUGCAUCGGACUGUCAACAAACAAUAUGGCGGCUUAACCGAACUCUACUCGAAGUAACAAAUGGCGUUGUGGUGUUAAAGAAGCUCGCUGACGUCACUGACAUCAAUAUCUGCCUCGAGCCUUCUGUGUUGCCACAACAACGCGCGAGACCGUCAAUACGUCAAGGUCAUCGAAGGAGAGGAAGGACCCGCUUCUGGAGGCUGAGCGUGGAGCUCCACUGACGCCAUGGUGCUGAAGGUCUUCUUCCCGCAGUGCUGUAACCGGGCCGACAGCGGCCUGCUGGUCGGCCGCUGGAUCUCCGGCCACGACUCGGCCGUGGUGCUGGCGGUGAUCCACUACCCCUUCAUCCCGGGGCAGGUCAAACAGUACGUCCAGAAGAUGCAGGCUCAGAGUGGGGUGGAGCUGUCGGUGCUCGGCUCCUGGAGUUUACCCAAAGACGGACAGGAGGGCAUGGAGAGCUUCCUGAGAGACCUCAGCACCAUCUUCCCCCAGGAACGCUGGCUCCAGAUCAACCGCGAGCUGGGCAAGACGGGCUUCACCUGCCAGGUGGUCCACCGCGAUCAGAAUGGAAAAGUAGUCCAGAGGGAAGCGAAGAAGAAGGUUGAGGGAGGUGAUGAAGAAGAGGAGGAGGAGGAGGAGGAGAAGGUGAUCUUUGUCCACUACGAGCAGAAGAAGGUGAUGUUCUCGCAGCUCCACCCCGUGGAGAACGGAGUUCCUCACCCCACAACGGAUCCCCCGUCCGAGCUGAGACAGAUGUUCCGGACUGUGGCCAGCAGCGCCCCUCUCUUCUUCCUGGAUCGCUACGACAACGGGCCGCUGAAGUCCACCCACUGGCAGACGGAGGGACGGGAGGCGAGCAUCAUCGUGGAGCUGCUGAAGCAGGCGUCCGUCCCGCUCUGCCUGCUCAUCGGCUGGCUGCUCUCCGUCUGGUCCUGGAUCUGUAACCUCCGGGUCUUCAGCCUCUUCCCACUGCGCUUCCUGUCCAGUAAGCUGUCCACGUGUGUGCAGCUGAGCUACAGAAGCGAACACAUGAGGACGCUGAGCUCCAGGACGCCCGCCGCCGGACACGCCCACUUCAUGAGGAAGGCCAACAUGGUGGUGUCCUUCCUGGUGGACGUGUCUCUGGGCAUGUUGCUGGUCUGGUGGCUCUACAGAGACGAGCACAUCUCCAUGUUGGCCAACGCGCUGCUUCCUGCAGCUGAGCAUGUGGCGAAGGAGCUGGAGGAGCUGCUGCAGUGGCUGAUGGGAGCUCCCGCUGGGCUGAAGAUGAACCGGGCUCUGGACCAGGUCCUGGGUCGCUUCUUCCUCUAUCACAUCCACCUGUGGAUCAGCUACGUCCACCUGAUGUCCCCCUUCGUCGAGGGGAUCCUGUGGUACGGAGGCCUGUCGGCCUGCUUCGGCCUGACCUUUGCCCUCUCGCUGCUCUCUGACAUGGUGGCCCUGCUCACCUUCCACAUCUACUGCUUCUACGUCUACGGAGCCAGGCUGUACUGCCUGAAGAUCUACGGCCUCUCGUCUCUCUGGAGGCUCUUCAGAGGGAAGAAGUGGAACGUCCUGAGACAAAGGGUGGACUCCUGCUCCUACGACCUGGACCAGCUCUUCAUCGGCACGCUGCUCUUCACCAUCCUGCUGUUCCUGCUCCCCACCACGGCGCUCUACUACCUGGUCUUCACUCUGCUGCGCUUGGUGGUGGUGCUGUUCCAGGGCGUCCUCCACCUCAGCGUGGACUUCAUCAACUCCUUCCCCCUGUUCGCUCUGGGCCUCCGCCUCACUCGCCACCACCGCCUGGCAGAGGGCGUGAAGUUCAGGGUGCUGUGUGAGGAGCCUGGGACGGCCCUCCACCUGCUGAUGGAGAUCAACCCUCUGAAGUGCAGCACGGUGGUCCAGACCUACCGCACGCCCACCUACAGCUGCUACCCCAGAGACUCGUGGGCCGCCCUGGUCAAGAAGCUGUUUGUUGGGGAGCUGGUUUACCCCUGGAGGCACAAAACCACCAAGACGGACUGAGGAGGCUCCGAGGAAAGGGAAGUGACAUGUCCGAUUGGAAGGACUGAACCUGAGAGGCCACCGUACUUUCUGAUUCUGAUCGGAGUUCAUGUUUUAGAGCCAGUAAACCUAAAAACCAGCAAGUAGUCAGGUCCUGCUGUUGUGAGAACUGUGAUCGUAAGAUGAGUAUUUCCCCUUGGGGAUUAAUAAAGUUUAUAUCUAUCCAUCUAUUUUGUUACAGUUUCGUUAAGGUCAGAUAUGAAAUUAAACUCAGUCAUUUUUAUUCUUGGUGUUUCCUUCACGGAAGCUUCACUAAAGGACCAAAUUAAAAGGCCGUGCCGGGGGAGGGGGGGGGGGGAACAAUCUGAGACAAAACUCGCAGAAGAUCUUCUCUGAGACGAAGGUUGUGACCCGCGAGCAAAAUAUAUGAAUUGUAUGUAUUUCUGUUCACCUGUAUGUAUCUUUCAGGACCUUCACUCGCUCACAGGACGUUGUUACCUUACCAAACGUUCAGGCGGCCGUUGCCAUGGUUUCACACUCCACAAGAGAACGGAUUUUGUUCCUCAACCCAAAACGGCCCAAAAGUAUUUUUCUUGUAAAUCUGUGACUUCAUAAUCACAGAAUCUUGCCGUUUAAUUUUCUUGAUAAUUUGGAUUUAUUUUCUCAGAAAUUCACCUCUUUAAUCUCAGAAAAUCUUCAAUAUAUAUUUGAGUUAAAUUCACAUUUUUUUCUGUCAUUGUUAAAAUAAUUUGAACCAUGAAUAAAAAUCUCUUCUUACUUUAGACUUUAAUUCAAUUCCCUUUUUACUUUUAACGCUGAUAGUUAGUCAUACUUUUAUAUUUAUCGUUUAUAUUUUUAGUCAUAUACCGUAUUACUGCCACAUGAAAACAGCACGACCCCACGAUUUCUGGUUUUAAUAACAUAGUCACCAUUAAACGUUGGACCUUAAAUUAGAUUUUAAAAUAUAAUUGUUCAUGAAUUUAAUUUGUAUUGGUAGUUCUUUUUUUUUAGAAAAAUGUGAGGAAUUCUUGUCGUAAAUCUGAUAUUUAUGUGUUAACUGCACUGAUCGUGUAGAUAGUUGUAGAUUUUUAGAUUUUAUAUUAUUAAAGUAUUUGCAAAAGUCAAAUAAUACAGACUGAUUUAUCUUUAUUAUUCAUAUGUUUAAUAAUUUGUGUUUUUAUUACUACAUGAAACGAUGACACUCAUUGUGUUCUGUUGCUAUGGAAACCCUUAUAACAACCAGACGGAUUCCGCUCUGGGUCAGUUUGUCAGCAUUUGUGCCAAUUUAUGUCGUUUUCAGUUCAAUAUUGUCCUUUGUAACAAACACGAUGCCUCACUCAACACAAACUCUACAAUACUUAAAGUAAUCCAUCAUAAUUAUUAUUGUUAUUGUGCCCGGCUGAUGGUUUUCAUGUUUUUGUCCCAAUCCAGGUUGAAUAUGAAUUUGUUGAUUUCUGAUGAUUUUCUGAAAUUUCUCAAUAAAUGUGUAUUUUUCUUUC
Molecule: messenger RNA, 3537 nt
Organism: Gasterosteus aculeatus aculeatus (three-spined stickleback)
Lineage: Eukaryota; Metazoa; Chordata; Actinopteri; Perciformes; Gasterosteidae
Gene: pigq
Product: phosphatidylinositol glycan anchor biosynthesis, class Q
Biological process (GO): GPI anchor biosynthetic process
Cellular component (GO): membrane; endoplasmic reticulum
Source: RefSeq, a predicted model, not a curated record